AUGCCUCCCCCAUCCAACAACCCCGCGUUGCACCUCAGAGUUAUCUCUGAACCAUUCUUCGUUGUGCAACUCGAAGUCGGGGAAGAGAUUCCCCAAUCUGUUCUGAGAGAUUUAACGAGUGGGUGUGGUGGAUUCUUCUCCGUGACCCGAACGGAAGAAGAAAUUUCAGUUGUCGGCAAAUCGUAUAAGGGGAUGCCCAAAUUUCACGAGGAGCGUUCAACGUGGGUGGCUAUCAAGAUAAUUGGGCCGCUGGAGCACAGUACUUCGCUAACUGGUGUUCUGGCCAGUUUGACGGCACCACUCAAGGUGGCAAAAGUACCUGUUUUUGCUCUUUCUACAUGGAAAACGGACUAUGUGCUCGUUCCAACAAAGAAGCUCCAAGAGGCAAUAAGGGCACUGAGGGGAGAUGACUGGGUUUUUGAGCAGGAGCUAAUAGUAAAGAGUCGGUUGUAG
Molecule: messenger RNA, 453 nt
Organism: Laccaria bicolor S238N-H82
Lineage: Eukaryota; Fungi; Basidiomycota; Agaricomycetes; Agaricales; Hydnangiaceae
Exons: 3
Coding region: 1-453 (150 amino acids)
Biological process (GO): cellular response to L-arginine; regulation of intracellular signal transduction
Cellular component (GO): cytosol
Source: RefSeq, a predicted model, not a curated record